CUACGACCCACACUUUCCUUUCAUGGAGCCACAGCCAUGACCGCCUCGGUGACUUCUGAUGCUUUGCCCAGUGAGUCUGAGCUGGAACUCAUCUCUCGUUUGCAAGAACGCUUCAAGUGUGAGUUGGCUGAGCGGGAGGGGCGAGGACAACUGUACGCUCCCUUGUUUGGAGACUUAGCCUUCACGCGGAUAUUGAGGCAGAACAAGCUCGAUUUGGACGCCUCUUGCGAAUGGAUCCGCCAGUUUUUUGAGGUGUUUCAAGAGCUUGAAGGUGACACGAUUUUUCCUGAGAUGCUCCAGAAGAUGGAGCAGAUUGAGAAGGAGCAGCGCAUGCUUCGAACGGAGGACUUGAAUGGAUUUCAUGAGCUUCGCGGCUUGGUGUCUUUGAUCUACAACGCAGAGCACCUCACGAAGAGCGGAGACACCUUAAGUUUCUACCCACUGGGAGCCCUGGACAAACAUCAGAUCAUUGCGAGAGGUGCCUUCGAGCGCUACGAGCGCUUCGUUCUCCACGGCUGGUUGCUCCGAGCCAUCGAGCUGGAUCGCAUGAGCCGACGGCAGGAACGCUUGUGCCGCGUGGUGAACGUCAUCGAUGUGACCGGCUGCACUCUUUCCAAGGUCAUUUGUAAAGAGUUUGAUCAACGAGCAGAAAAGAUGAUGCAGCGGCUGGAGAAGCUAGUUCCAGAUCUCACUGCUGGCAACUGGGUCAUCAAUGCGCCCUGGAUCAUGCAGAAGAUUUUCCCCUGGGCUAAGCGGGCUCUCAAGAUCAAGGUGGACAACUGGUUUCUGUGCAACGGUGACGGCGAGCAGGAUCCGAGCUUGCUAAGUGUGGUUGAGGUCAGCCAGCUACGGGAGUUGCGCGAGUUCAGAUACAGGGUCAAAGAAGAAAGCGAGAAGUGUGAUGCAAACAUGCACUACAUUGGUCGCGGCCAGGUGUUGGAGAAAGCUAUGGAGGUUCGCAGUGGACAGCGAGUCUGCUGGAAGUUUCUGGUGAUGGCAGGUGGGAUUCUCCUCCCACCACCUGAAAUCCAAUUUUCUGUGGUGGGAAUUUGGGACCUGGACGACGAGGACGAAGUGGAGGAAGUGCUUCGCCGGAAACCCGGUGCCCGCUCGGGGCAAGGGACGGCCAAGCCCGCCGUUAAGCCUGCGAUGGUCGUCGAGGAUGGAGGUGCGCUUGACCUGGUUAGGGAGGAGAGUGAUGACUCUGAGUACCAAGGUUUACAGGAAGACAUCCUCCGUGACCUUGAUUUCUGGAAAAGCUUGGAUGGUGAGAACAGCGGAGAAGUGCUUUCGCCCAAGAGUGGCUUGAUCGUCCUUCGGUGGAGUAAUGAGUUCAACAUGAUCCGCCCGAAGCGUAUUCAGUUUGAAGUUGUGAUCAGGGAUUAGGUAAUGAUUAGGUGUACAAAGCAGCUCACCUGUUGUAGCUUUCUUUUCGGACCACAUCCCCUUGUGUCAGAUGAGUUGAUGGCCAUCGUGUGCAGGAAA
Durusdinium trenchii is the source of this 1485-nucleotide messenger RNA. The record is from the annotation of a GenBank genome assembly. Lineage: Eukaryota; Dinophyceae; Suessiales; Symbiodiniaceae.